AUGGACCAGUCGCGGACCAAGUUCAAGAUCACACGCAUGGACCUAUGCGAGAUAUCUUUCUCCGGCAGAGACUUCUUAGAUAUCAACUUAUCAGAGACAGUUUCCGAGGAGCAACUCCGGCAUAGAAAGUUCUGUGAGAUCUUUCUUGUUGUGGAUAACCAUGGCAAUAUUCAUUCUAGGAAUAUGGUGAUAAUGGAGGAUGAUAACCCACCGAGAGCAAUCUGGAUUGAAGAACUUCAGCAGGAGUGGGUUGAUUUCGAGAAGCUCCUUGUUCCUGAGAUGGCUGAGGACUUGGCAGAUGCGGUUGACAUCCUCCCUCACUCGAAGAGUUCCACCCACACCAGUUACAAAUAUCUUCUGGUCAUGUAUGUACAAGGUAGAUUCCAUGGAUAA
Molecule: messenger RNA, 393 nt
Organism: Histoplasma capsulatum G186AR
Lineage: Eukaryota; Fungi; Ascomycota; Eurotiomycetes; Onygenales; Ajellomycetaceae
Exons: 2
Coding region: 1-393 (130 amino acids)
Source: RefSeq, a predicted model, not a curated record